UGCUUCCUCUUUGACUUUCUGACAAAAAGUGCUUCAUGUCUUGGCGUGAGCUCCUUCCCCCCUGGCUGGUGAUCGUAGCGGGACUGACGGGCAUCGUGCUGCUCUGCGUCUCCACCAAAGACGUGCCCGUCGCCCCGCUCAAGAUCAAGUAUGGCGUUGUCCUGGAUGCUGGCCCAUCCCGCACCGUCCUGUUCAUCUACCACUGGACCACUACCAAGGCAAACAAGACUGGGGUUAUCACAGAGUGCAGUUCCUGUGUCGUGCCAGGUCCAGGAAUCUCCAGCUACUCAGAUUCACCUCAGAAAGUAGGGAAGAGCUUGGAUACAUGUUUGAACUGGGCCCAGAAAAGGAUCCCAGCAGAGCAGCACAGCCAAACUCCCCUCUACCUGGGAGCAACCACCAGCACGAGGCAGCUGAACCUCAGCCAUCCCACCUUCUCUGACGAUCUCCUCGCAGCCCUGACUGUGGCCCUGAAGUCAACGCCCUUUGACUUUCAGGGGGCACAAAUCCUGUCCAGUCUAAACAAAGAAGUAUUCAAUUGGAUUGCUGUUAACUAUGUCCUGGAGAACUUCUUCAAGUAUGACUGGCAAGGACACUUGGUCCCUUCCGGAAAGGGGAUGGCAGGAGUCCUGUCGAUGGGAGGAACCUCAACACAGCUCACCUCUGGGGAAGAAGGGAACCAGGCGCCAAAGGAGGGAGUGAGGCUGCAGCUGUACGGGCGGACACACAACGUGUACAUCCAGCACUGCCCCUGCCAUGGCACGGACCAGCUCCGCAGGAGGCUGCUCUCUAUGCUCAUACAAGAUCAGAAAAGCGCUAAAACUGUGUCUAAUCCCUGCUGGCCCCUCACCUACUCCCAGGAAGUGCGGUGGCAGUCAGUGCAUGCAGGGCCUUGUGCUGCCAGUGACGACGCAUCGGACAUCCCUGGUCCUGAUGAGGUCUUCAACAUCACCGGCUCCAGCAACCCGUCUGCCUGCGUGACCCUUGUGCACAGCCUGCUCAACUCCUCCUCCUCCUCCUGCAGCUUCCUCACACAUUCCCUCAGCAGUGCUGUCAAGCCCUUGCAGACCAGGUUUCUGGUGAUUUCUGAGGCCAUGGACUUCCUGAGAAAAUCUGUACCCUCUCCUGACUUGGGUCAGGCGGUCAACAAGAUUUGUGGGAUGUCUGUCGAAGAGCUAGUCCAGGAGUCCCAGACAAGCCUGGAUGUAGCUGCUGAUUACUGCUUUGUAACCGCCUUCAUCUUUCAUCUCGGUACAAAGGGAUACACGCUGGACUUCGAUAAGUCUGUUCAGACUGCCUUCCGAGAGAUUGGUGAUCCAUCAUCUGGCUGGACUCUCGGGUACCUGCUGAGUCUCACCAACACCAUCCCCCAGGACAGCCCAGGAGUCCUCAAGGGGAUCGAACCGGGUGUCUGGUCUUUGCUCCUUAUCCUCUUCGUUGUGCUACUCACUGGCUCUUUCAUGCGCAUCUCAUACCGAGUGAUGGUCAAGGAAAACAGCUUCAGUAACAGGAACAGCAGUGUUUUUGAUGACAACUGACUCUUAUUCCAGGACUCUUGCCAGAGGGCAGGGAACAGGGUACAUACAGAAAUCACAUAGGUGUAAUUCACUGGAGGAUGCAAGCGAUUUUCCUUCAGGACUCAAGAGCCUCAGUGCCUUACUUUAGCCUGCUACCAUUUGCACUACUGUACAUUGAGAAAACAGAUCCUGCUCUGCAGGAAGUCUGAGAUUCCCAGUGGAUGUCAAGCUGUAUGUUUUCGAAAUGAGACCAGCUUGUGCAGAUCUUGUUUGGGCUGCGAGUGAGAUUACUAGUGUCUACCUAAUGAAAACAUUCCCUUGAGGAGGCAGGCCCUGAGCAUUGUUGCAAGGUUAAUAUUGAACAAUCCUACCUAAUUAGAAGAGGUGAUAACUGGAAAAGGUGCGCUGUCCUCUUCUCUGGCCACAAGAGAGAAGAUACCUGCAAUGUCUCCACUAAUGAAGACUGGAACAGACUUAAAAUACAAUCAGAAUACAGCAGCCAACUUGCUUUCAUGUUCCAGAGAAGAAGGUUUGUAUUUUCUUCCUGCUACUACUGACCUGUCCUUCCACAUCAGUGACAGUACACAUGCAUCCCUUCCAGUGAAUGCUCCAGCUGACUGAGAAUCCUUCAAAAGCAAUGGGUUUUGGUCUUGGUCCACACAAAACAUACACAACAUCAAAGGAGAAACAAAGAGCACAGACAUGCAGCUGAGUUCCUGUCUCUCAGCUGAGUCAUGGCAACUCAGGGUUAAAAUUGUCAAUUUAAACACUUUAAACAGGAUUUAAAUUAACACAUCUAAUCUCACGUGUUAAAAUCGGGUGCAUGCUGGCCUGAGGUUCCCCAGUUCAUUCAUUUGCACUGAACUGCUUGUCUCACUGCCUCUAGAGUGUGAUGUGUAAUACUGUCCUUUAGAUGAGAGCAGAGCCAGGAACAGAAGCUUUCCCAACCGUCAGUCCAAUGACUUUCAUGUUAGACUGUGACCAAAAUUACUUUAAAAUCCAAUACUUAGGAUUCCUCUGGGACUUGGCAGUCAUUCCAGCUCCUCUGCUCUGCUCUGCUCUCCUAACACAAGGCACUAUACAAAUUCCCCAUGUUAUCGUGAAAGAGGGGAUGGAUUUAGACAAAUGUCCUUUGACUACAGCAUUUAGAGUUCACCUUUCAUAUUGCUUCAGAGACUUAAACACACAAGCUGUUAAAAGCCUGAGGCACAAGUGCCUCCAACUCAUUUCAGACCACUUUAAACAGAAAUUUAAAUGUUCACAGAUGCAAUGAUGUGCCUUGCAGGAUAUUUAAAGCUACCACGGCACCCAAGUCCUUUCGAACCCGGUUAUUAAUCCUUUGUGCUCCUAACUCAUAUAUAUCACCCCCCUGAUUCUUAAUAUUGGUGUAUUCAUAAAUUUUCAGGUCAACUAAUGAAGGGUUGUAACCUGUCAGUCAAGUUUGGAGGGGUGUGGAAACAGAUCGAAACAAGCUUCAUAUUCAUUUCUUUGAGUUACACGUUAGAUAUUUUUAAUUAUAUCAUGUUAUUAAAGAUGUUUUAAUACAC
Molecule: messenger RNA, 3064 nt
Organism: Anas platyrhynchos (mallard)
Lineage: Eukaryota; Metazoa; Chordata; Aves; Anseriformes; Anatidae
Product: ectonucleoside triphosphate diphosphohydrolase 2
Biological process (GO): nucleoside diphosphate catabolic process
Cellular component (GO): plasma membrane
Molecular function (GO): ribonucleoside triphosphate phosphatase activity; UDP phosphatase activity; GDP phosphatase activity
Source: RefSeq, a predicted model, not a curated record